AUGUGCACACGUUUCCUCAACUUCUGUGUCUUUGUGGUGUCUCGCCAAUGUUUGGAUAAUCAACAGUCCUUGUUGCUCGAAUUGAAGAACAACCUUAUGUUUGCUUCUACUAAGUCCACAAAACUUGCUAAGUGGAACCAAAGUAUCGAUUGCUAUUCUUGGGAAGGCGUAACUUGCAACGAGGGACGUGUUAUUGGUCUUGACCUUACCUAUGAAUAUAUUUUUAAUAUUGGUAAACUUGACAAUUCAAGCAGCCUCUUCGGUCUUCAACAUCUUCAAAGCCUGAGUUUGGCUGAUAGCAUUUUCCAAAAUUCUCAGAUUCCAUCAGAAUUUGACAAGCUGGCGAAUUUGAGUUAUUUGAAUCUAUCAAAAGCAGGCUUUGCAGGGCAGAUUCCAAUUGUAAUUUCAGGCCUGACAAGGUUGGUUACUCUUGAUUUAUCUACUAAUUAUUACUCUUCGCUGAAACUUGAGAAUCCAAAUUUAAAUAUGCUCCUUCAUAACCUUUCGGAGCUUAUGGAACUAUAUCUUGAUGGUGUUUCAAUAUUAGCACAAGGUAAUGAGUGGUAUCAAGCUUUAUCAUCUUCAUUGCCAAAUUUAAGAGUGUUCAGCUUGUCAUUUUGCAACCUUUCGAGUUCUUUUGAUUCCUCCUUAAGGAAUCUUCGUUUUAGAGGAGAAUUUCCGAAAAAGAUCUUCCAAGUUCCAACGCUAGAAACACCUGACUUGUCAUAUAAUGAUAUACUUGAGGUUUCUUUGCCAGAAUUUUUCCCAAAUGGAUCUCUUCGAACCAUGAUGCUUAGAUAUACAAAUGUUUUUGGGUCAUUACCACCUUCUAUCGGUAACCUUAAAAUGUUGUCAACAUUAGUUCUUCAGGGAAGCAAUUUCAUCGGAUCAAUUCCACACUCAAUUGCGAGCCUCACGCAAUUGGUCACUUUGGACAUGUCAUACAAUAAUUUCAGCGGAUCAAUUCCAUACUCAAUUGCGAGCCUCACACAAUUAGUCUUUUUGGACAUGUCACACAACAAUUUCAAUGUAUCAAUUCCAGACUCAAUUGCGAGGCUCACACAAUUGGUCUAUUUGUACAUGUCAGACAACAGUUUCAGUGGAUCAAUUCUAGACUCAAUUGCGAGCCUCACACAUUUGGCCUCUUUGGACUUUUUAACAUAUCUAGACAUUUCAUACAAUCAAAUUCAUGGAGAGAUCCCCAUAUCAAUAUGCAAUGCUAUAGAACUUGAAGUUCUAGAUCUGUCUAAUAAUUCCUUCUUUGGCACAAUUCCCCAAUGCUCGAUUGAGAUGAGUGGUAAAUCACUUAAGGUGUUGAAUCUAAGGACAAACAACAUCAAUGGCACAAUUCCUGAGGCAUUUCCAAGUACUUGUGAUUUACAAGUUUUAGCUCUCAAUAAAAACCAACUAAAAGGGGGGUUACCGAAAUCUUUGGCCUAUUGCUCAUGGUUGGAGGUCUUGGACAUUGGGAACAAUCGCAUUGAGGACACCUUCCUAUUUUACUUGAAUAAUACAUCCACAUUGAGGGUUCUUGUUCUACGAUUUAACAAAUUUUAUGGGCCCAUUACUCAUCCAGAGCUUAAUGCCACCUGGCCGAUGCUUCAAAUUAUAGACAUGGCUUCAAACAACUUUAUUGGCAACCUUCCAAUAAUACUUCUUUCUACUUGGAUGGCAAUGAUGAAUCGUGCACAUGAGGCCCAAUCAGAGCCAAGUUGCCUCGAAACUUAUGUGGCUAAUUAUUAUUAUCAAGAUACGGUAACAGUCACCAACAAAGGUUUAGAGGUGGAGUUGGUGAAGAUCUUAACCAUCUUCAUCACUAUUGACUUUUCUUGCAACGGCCUUGACGGUCCUACCCUUGAAGAAAUCGGAGAACUCAAAGCUCUAUAUAUUCUCAACUUGUCGCAUAAUGCUUUCACGGGCCAAAUUCCAUCAUCUUUGGGGAAAUUGAGUAAUAUGGAGACACUAGUCUUAUCAAGCAACAAGCUUUCUAGUAAGAUUCAUGUGCAACUUGCUCAUGGUCUUAUUUUCCUCUCAAUUCUCAACCUUUUCUUCAAUCAUUUGGUGGGGCAAAUUCCAUUCAUCAAGCAAUUUGCCUCCACUAGAAUCUAUUCUCUUUCAAGUUUAAUUCUAUAG
Alnus glutinosa is the source of this 2133-nucleotide messenger RNA. RefSeq names its product receptor-like protein 37. The transcript has 3 exons. The coding region runs from base 1 to 2133 and encodes 710 amino acids. Gene Ontology annotation, molecular function: protein binding. NCBI's taxonomy places the organism in Eukaryota, Viridiplantae, Streptophyta, Magnoliopsida, Fagales, Betulaceae. The record is from RefSeq and is a predicted model, not a curated record.